AGCAUCACAUCACAUCAGUUUGACAGUAGCAACCGCUACCCAACGAGUGAUAUAAAUACGGGUACACUUGUCGCAAAAUAUUCUUUCUCAUCUCAAACUCUGUACCAGAAAGAUCAAAUAAAUCAAGUGAAUUGUUGCCACGAGUUUUUUUCCCUGCAGUGUCGAGCCGACCCCAACCAAAGCCUUUCUCAAGGCUCAGAGUAAUAGUAAAGUUUUCCACCGUUCUCCCGCUUCACCACUCACCGUUGCAGUCUGAGUUGCUGCCCCACCGUUGGGAAUUCCCCGCCUCACCAACAAGUUGAUACAGCAUCAGUCGCUGUCCCACCGCCGGGAAUUCUCCCCCGAUACCGUCGCGUCAAGACGAGGAUCCGUGAUCGGACAACGGAAGGUCCGUAGCGGACAUCUUUUGGUCCUUCGAACCGGAUUACGCUCACCUGCAGUAGAGAGACUCGCUUGGCAAUUGUGUAGUGAACAAUAAGAAGAAGCACAAUUUGUUGUGCACAAAGUGGUGUUCAAAAAGAACAAAAAGAGCACAUUGUGUACAGUGAACAAUACGACAAAGAACAAUAUAACAAAGAACAGUGAACAAAAGGCAAUAGAGUGACAUGAACAAUACAUUGAUAAAACAAUAGUCAGCAAAGAAAGUGAUAAAAGUAUACAGUGACGAACAAUAAAACGUAUCCCAAUAGACGAACCACAAAAAACCAAAGAAAUAAAAUCAUUUAAAACGUUUGUGUGUGAAAUAGUUGCAGCAGCACCCGCAGAACAAAUCAACGUUUCUUCUACACGGCAGCUUCAUCGUUCCGGAACAAGUGGCGUGGCUUGGGUGUGCCAGCACGAAUAUUUUGUACCAGACGUUUGUAUCCAACCGCAUCGCAGAGGUACAGCGUCUCACCGAAGGUCAUCCUUGGAAUCACGUUCCCGGACUGGAUAACCCAGCAGACAUAAUCUCCAGAGGCAUCAGUUCCAGCGAUUUGUUCCGCACAACCUUGUGGUGGAAAGGUCCACCUUGGCUAACAUCCGAAGCAGAUGAGUGGCCGAGCAUGUCCAUUCCUUGCCAUCCAGUGUCAACCGACAUCCUUGAGGAGAAAUCCAUCGAGAAGACAGCAGCGAUUGCCCACCAAUUACUCGUCGAUCAAACGCUAUUCCAACGCUACUCAUCUCUCACCAAGCUGGUGCGAAUAGCAGCAUGGUGUCGCCGAUUCGUACAGCAAUGCAAAUCGAAGAAUCAGGGGAAGCCACUGAACUCAACACGUUACAUAACUGCUGAAGAAUUUCACCAAGCUCUCAUGGGCCUCGUUCAAGUUGUCCAGAGAAAAAACUUCAGUAGUGAAAUAAGCUCAAUUUGCGCUGGCAGAAGCGCUGAUCUCAAGCGGUCAUCCCUCCGAAGAUUGAACCCGUUUUUUCAAGAUGGUAUACUCCGCGUCGGUGGCCGGUUGAGCCACUCACUCCACACCUUCGAGAAGAAACAUCCAGUCGUCCCACCAGCUGACCAUCCUUUCACCGCGCUCCUGAUCGCAUCCGCACACAAGCAGUUACUCCACGCUGGCCCUCGAUUGAUGAUGGCACACAUCCGAGAGCGUUUCUGGCCGCUCAAUCUCCGUAACCUGGCACGGAAGGUUGUACGAACGUGCAUACAAUGCUUCCGCACCAAACCUGAACUACAACAACAGCUGAUGGGUCAGCUUCCGAGUGUACGGGUGACACAAUCCCGUGCAUUUCUCAACACCGGCGUCGAUUUCCGUGGUCCAAUCCAUUUGAAGCCCCCAGGCAGAAGAAGCAGAGCAAGUCCCCUGAUCAAAUCGUACAUUGCACUGUUCGUUUGCAUGACAACAAAAGCAAUUCACAUCGAGAUGGUCAGCGACCUCACCACCGAAGGAUUCAUCGCAGCGUUGAAGCGGUUCGUAGCUCGACGUGGAAGACCACGAACCAUAUUCUGUGACAACACUACCAACUUCACCGGAGCCGAGAAGGAGUUGAAAACUCUUCUCAGGCAGUUCAACGAUCAACAACAUCAGCACACAGUAACUUCACUAUGCGCCGAAAUCGGUAUACAAUUUAAUUUCAUCCCGGCUCGCGCUCCCACGUUUGGAGGUCUGUGGGAGGCGGCGGUAAAAUCAUUAAAGCACCAUCUACGAAGAGUUGUCGGCUUAAAAGCUCUUACCGCCGAAGCAAUGCAAACGGUUUUGACCCAAAUUGAGAGUUGUCUCAAUUCCCGACCUCUGACUGCCCUGUCUGAAGACCCCAAUGACUUGGUAGUCCUCAUUCCUGGACACUUUCUGGUCGGAUCAGCACUCCAAUCAAUCCCGGAGCCCGACCUGGCCGAAGUUCCAGUAAACCGAUUAUCCCUAUGGCAAGCGAUGUAGAGAAAGUUACAACUAUUCUGGAAGCUCUGGUCCACUGAUUAUCUCCAGCAACUCCAGCAGCGUACAAAGCAUUUGAUUCGUCAACCGAAUGUCUUAGCUGGCCAGCUAGUUCUGUUGAAAGACGACAAUUUGUCCCCACUAAAAUGGAUUGUGGGACGCAUCAUCUCGACGCAUCCUGGCACCGAUGGUAUAGUACGCGUCGUGAAAGUCAAGACAUCAUCUGGUGCAGUAUUCGACAGGCCUGUUGUGAAGGUCUGCAUUCUCCCCUGCAACGAGCCAGCUGCAGCUAACCAAACCCAUACCAUGGAGAAGACACCGACCGACAGCUCCCCACACGUUCCUCCAGCUAAGGUUCCUGAAUGGAAUCAAGAUCCCAUUGGUGGCCGGUAUGUUGCGUCCAACGCAAUAUGGGUGGAGUCAACAAGCCGAGAUCAGCAGCAUCACAUCACAUCAGUUUGACAGUAGCAACCGCUACCCAACGAGUGAUAUAAAUACGGGUACA
Toxorhynchites rutilus septentrionalis is the source of this 2868-nucleotide messenger RNA. RefSeq lists its product as uncharacterized. The transcript is spliced from 2 exons. Lineage: Eukaryota; Metazoa; Arthropoda; Insecta; Diptera; Culicidae. The coding region runs from base 1044 to 2366 and encodes 440 amino acids. The record is from RefSeq and is a predicted model, not a curated record. Gene Ontology annotation, biological process: DNA integration. Gene Ontology annotation, molecular function: nucleic acid binding.